AUGAGCACCGGGCAGUCGUACCUCGAGGACACGACGGCCGAUGCUGUUCUCCUUCAGGAGCUCCGCGUUUGCGGGGGCCCCCUCCUGGCUGCUCAGCGCCGGGCUGCCCGCGCCAAGUGGUCGCUGGCCGCCGAACCCGCCGUGCCCACCGAGGCCGGUUCGCUGAGCGCUGGCGUCGGGGUUGCGGCCCGGUCGCACGUGGGACUCAGUCGUGCUGCCGGCUUGGUCUCGCGCGACGCCUGCCACCCCCGCGUCGUCGUAACGCACGCGGGCGCUUUUUGCGCCGGUGGCAUCUACCUUGUGUCGGCCUAUUUCUGGUGCAACGAGGGGGCCUCCCAGCGCGACCUCGAGCUGCUCCAGUGCAUCGCCCAACGCGUGCGGCAGCUCCACGGCCCGUGGAUCCUGGCGGCCGAUUUCAACUUCCCGCCCGCGGUGCUGGAGAGCACCGGCUGGCUCCGCCUCGCUGGGGGCGCCAUCGUUUCGACGGGGCUUGCUACAUGUAAGGGUGCUGCAGAGGAUGACCACUUCGUUGUCGACGCCCGCCUUCGUGGCGCCAUCGUCGGCGUGGCCCUCGUCCACGACGCUGGCUCGCGACCCCGCUCCGCAGUUCGGAUCUGGGUCAAGGGCCGGCCGAGGCGCGACGUGGUCCGCUCCCUAGCGGCGCCGGCCAAGGCCGACAUCACCCAAUCUCUGGGUACCGGGGCGUCUGCCCAGGUGGUUGCUCGAGCGCGCCGGGUCCAGUGGUUCUUCUUGGCGUACUCGUGGGAGUACUUGGGCGAUGGCGUGCACGCCGCUGCUUUUCGCCGCUGGGUGCGCAUGGCCGCCAGCCAGGGCUGGCAAGACAGAGUUCGCGUGAACUGGCUGCGGUCUACGGCGGACCUCAUUUCGAGGCGCACCAUGGCCUACGACAUCCAGCAGUCCGACGCUGCCUGGGCGAGCUGGCUGUGUGACGGCCCUUGCAAGAGCCUGGGCAGGCACCACCGCCUGUCGCGGGUUGCCUCGAGCUGGGCCCCUAGCCCAAUCUCGAAUGGCGAGCCCGAUGGGGAUGCUCUCAGCGAGGCUGCCGACGACGACUGCCUUUCCCAGCGUGAGCUUGAUGGUUGCGAGGCCUGCUGCUCGCCGCGCCCUCUCUCGUUGCAGGCCGAGCUCGCGGCCACUGCGCUGCAGACGGCCGCCCGCACCUUCUCCGCAGGCACAGGCCCCGGCUGGGACAAGCUGGGCCCCCGGGCAGUCUGCCGGUGCGCGGACGGCGCAAUUUGGUCAUUGAUCAGGCUUUUCAUAAUGUGUGAGCUGCUCGGGACUUGGCCUACCUGCGUUGGGGUCGUCCUCAUCUGCUUGUUACCCAAGCCCGAUGGGGGCCGCCGCCCGAUUGGCCUGCUGCCCAGCGUCAUUCGGUGGUGGAUGCGCGCCAGGCUGGACGUGGUGCGGGCGUGGCAGCCCGCCCACGAUCGCCUUUUCUUCUACGCUGGCCCCCGGAGGGGCGCAGAGGUGGCCGCGUGGAAGCAGGCCGCCAGGGCGGAGCUGGCGCACUGUGCUUCUUUUCUCAGCCACGCCAAUGCGAUGCUCGACAUGGUGAAGGGCUGGCGGUACAGCUACCCCAUGGCCGUCCUGAGGCUCAGCGUCGCCGCAUGCCGCCUCGCUCGGUGCAUCGCUAUUGAUGGCGUCUGCUCGGUGCUGCUGCUGGCCGCGCGCGGGAUCACAGCCGGGGCCGUGCGCGCCACCUUCGAGCUCCGGCUGCUCCUCGUCGAGUGGUUAGACGGGACGGUUGCGCUGUAUCGGUGCAUCGUGAUCACGGUCUACGUCGACGACGCGUCCUUCGAGGCAUCCGGCUCGGACCGGAUGGUCUGCGACGCCGUGGGUGGUGCUGUGAGGCACUUCGCCGAGCGCCUCGUGGAGAUCGGCAUGGAGGUGAGUCCCACGAAGAACAUGGUGCUCGCCUCGCUGAAGGUCGUGGACAACGCCAAGUCGCUCGGGGGCGCCAUUUGCCCCGGACGCGUCCGGCACGCCGCUCUACUGGCGAAGCGGCUCCGGGCAUUCAAAGUGCGGAAGCCUCAGUUCCGAAAGCUGCGCCGCUGGAUCGGGGCUCGCAGGGCGGCCGCGGUGCUCCGGACAGGUGGCGCAGCGGCCCUCGUGCACGGGCAGGCCAACGCGGGCGUCUCCAACACCAUGGUCCAGUCCCAGCGUGUUGCAGUCGCUGCUGCCUCCGUGCCGGGCGGCCGCGGCGAGCUGGACCUCGCCCUGAUCCUCGCCGACGGCGGCGUGGGCGGCAAGGCAGACCCGGCGUUCGCUGCUCACGAGGCCCCCACUGUCAAGUGGGCCGAGGCUGUGUGGGAAGGCUGGCUGCCCAGGCCUGCCUUGAACAAACUCGUGUCCGCUGCUCUCGCAGUCCUGGUGGACCGGGCGUCGCCUUGGGCCAUGGUGCGAGGCCCCGCCGCAGCUUUCGCGGCGUCGGCCCUGCGGAUUGGCUGGCAGAUACUUUCACAUGCCAAGGUGCGCACCGACCGGGGCCAGCACAUUGAUUUCACCAGGGAUUCGCCGGCCAUGGCCCGGCGAUUUGCGCCGCAGUCUGUCUGGCGCUGGCGGUGGCGACGCGUCGAGCGGCAGCAUCCUCGCGUCGCCCGCGGGCCUGGAGGGCACGGGCUCUUCGUGCAGCUUAUCUUCAAGCUCCUGAACGGGAGGGGUGGCGACAACUGGGGCCCCUCUGAAAAGGGCGCCUUGCGGUCAGCCUUCGCGAACCGGCAGUGGCCGCAAGCGAGGCUGCACCGAGCAGGCCUCGCCAGCACCGCCAACUGCAGGUUGUGCGCGCGCGCGGGGUUGUGCGACCCGCAGGCCGAUGAUCCGAGGUUCACUGGGCAUCUGGCGCGCCGCGUCUUCACGUGUCCGGCCACGGAGCCCUACCGGCAGAAAACGGCCCCCGCGUGGAUCCAAGAGCUGGUCCGCCAGCACACGGACGCCGAGGGCACGCUGGCGCUGAGCCCUGCUGACCUAGCCCUGCUCACACGAGGCGUCGCCCCGUCUCCUGCCGCUGCCCUGGGCCCGCUGGCCGCGCAUGCCGCGAAUGGGUGGUCCGGCCGGGCCCGCUGGCCGCGCAG
Messenger RNA from Prorocentrum cordatum, 3092 nucleotides. The record is from the annotation of a GenBank genome assembly. NCBI's taxonomy places the organism in Eukaryota, Dinophyceae, Prorocentrales, Prorocentraceae.